CUGGCCCGCCCCUGACCGUUCGGCCCGCCCCUCCUUCCUGGAGCCUCCGCUGAGGCUGAGGCGGCGAGGCGGCCGGGAGGGGGGCGGCUAGGGGCCGGAGCGACACGCGCCCGUCGCGACCCUAUGCAGUAACUCGUGCGGCGCAGGCGCCUCCUGCCCCGCCGGCGGGGCCCAGGCUUACCGCGGCGGGAUGUUCUCCCGAAGGAGCCACGGAGAUGUGAAAAAGUCCACGCAGAAGGUGCUGGACCCCAAGAAGGACGUGCUGACCCGUCUGAAGCACCUGCGGGCGCUGCUGGAUAACGUGGAUGCAAGCGAUCUUAAGCAGUUUUUUGAGACCAACUAUUCUCAGAUAUAUUUCAUCUUCUAUGAAAAUUUUAUAACACUGGAAAAUAGUUUGAAGUUAAAAGGGAAUAAUAAAUCACAAAGGGAGGAGCUGGACUCCAUCCUCUUUCUAUUUGAAAAAAUACUGCAGUUUCUACCUGAACGAAUUUUCUUUCGAUGGCAUUACCAGAGUAUAGGCUCAACUUUAAAGAAGCUUUUACACACUGGAAAUUCUAUUAAGAUAAGAUGUGAAGGAAUCAGACUAUUUCUUUUGUGGCUUCAAGCACUUCAGACAAACUGUGCAGAAGAGCAGGUGCUGAUUUUCGCUUGCCUAGUGCCUGGUUUCCCAGCGGUCUUGUCAUCCAGGGGUCCCUGCACACUGGAGACACUCAUCAACCCUAGCCCUAGUGUAGUUGAUGCAAAAAUAUACCCAGAGGAAAUCACCCCACUUCUGCCAGCCAUAUCAGGGGAGAAGAUUGCUGAGGACCAAACCUGCUUUUUUCUUCAAAUACUGUUGAAAUACAUGGUUAUUCAGGCUGCAAGCUUGGAGUGGAAGAAUAAAGAGAAUCAAGAUACUGGUUUUAAAUUUCUUUUUACGUUGUUUCGAAAGUAUUAUCUUCCUCAUUUGUUUCCAUCAUUUACUAAGUUAACCAACAUCUACAAACCUGUACUUGAAAUUCCCCAUUUGAGACCAAAGCCAGUAUAUGUUACUGUAACUCGAGAUAAUGAAACAAUUUACAGUACAAAAAUUCCAUACAUGGCAGCUCGUGUUGUUUUCAUUAAAUGGAUUGUAACUUUCUUUUUGGAAAAAAAGUAUCUAACUGCAACACAAAACACUAAAAAUGGAGUUGAUGUAUUGCCUAAAAUCAUCCAGACUGUUGGUGGUGGUGCAAUACAAGAGAAGGUGCCAGAGCUGGAUGGUGCUGGGUCCACAGAGCAGGACAAAAGCCAUUCUAACAGCAGCACCUUGUCUGACCGAAGACUCAGCAACUCCAGUCUUUGUAGCAUUGAAGAGGAGCAUCGGACAGUGUAUGAGAUGGUGCAGCGGAUCCUCCUGUCAACACGGGGUUAUGUGAAUUUUGUGAAUGAAGUAUUUCGACAGGCAUUUUUGUUGCCUUCCUGUGAGAUAUCUGUAACAAGAAAAGUAGUUCAAGUGUAUAGGAAAUGGAUCCUCCAGAACAAACCUGUGUUCAUGGAGGAACCAGAUAAAAAGGAUGUUGCUCAAGAAGAUGCUGACAAAUUAGGACUUUCAGAGACUGACUCCAAGGAGGCCUCAUCUGAAAGUUCUGGUCAUAAACGGUCAUCCAGUUGGGGACGCACGUAUUCCUUCACAAGUGCCAUGAGCAGAGGAUGUGUGACAGAGGAGGACAACACAAAUGUGAAAGCUGGGGCCCAAGCUAUGUUGCAGGUCUUUCUUACGAAUGCUGCAAAUGUCUUUUUGCUGGAACCCUGUGCCGAAGUUCCCAUGCUCCUGAGAGAACAAGUAGACGCCUCUAAAGCUGUUCUGAUUAUUUUUCGGCGGAUGAUAAUGGAGCUUACAAUGAAUCAAAAGACAUGGGAGCAGAUGUUGCAAAUCCUUCUCAGGAUAACAGAAGCUGUCAUGCAGAAGCCAAAGGAUAAGCAUGUAAAGGACUUGUUUGCCCAGAGCUUGGCAGGGUUGCUCUUCAGGACACUUAUUGUGGCUUGGAUCCGAGCAAACCUCUGUGUGUACAUUUCUCGCGAGCUCUGGGAUGACUUUCUCAGGGUGCUGUCAUCCCUUACGGAAUGGGAGGAACUCAUCACUGAAUGGUCUAACAUCAUGGAUUCCUUGACAGCCGUGCUUGCGAGAACUGUGUAUGGAGUAGAAAUGACAAACCUACCUCUAGAUAAGUUAAGUGAACAAAAGGAGAAGAAGCAGCGUGGCAAAGGUUGUGUCCUAGAACCCCAAAAAGGAACCGCUGUUGGGAGAUCCUUUUCUCUCAGCUGGCGUAGCCAUCCAGAUGUGAAUGAGCCAAUGAGAUUCAGAAGCGCCACCACAUCUGGAGCACCAGGAGUGGAGAAGGCAAGAAAUACUGUCCGUCAAAAAGCAACUGCUAAGCGAAGCCAGUCUAUCAGCAACUGUGUCCACCUCUCUGAGGCUUUGCCUGCUACUAAAAGCGUCCCGCUCCUCCUCCAUACCGUGAGCGCUCUCUUACCUGGUCUCUCUUACUCCUCUUGCUCUCACAGGCUGUCAGAAGUGGAGGAGUUCCAACAGGCAGAGAGCACCGCUGCAGCUGACUGUGACUAUCUUGUGGUAGGACAGCAGCAGGUGCCCCGGAGCAGCAGCACCUCUGACAUCACUGAGCGCCUGUACUCAGACUCCUCUCAAGGUCAAAAGGUAGAACAUUCGCAAAAUUUAAGCUCUUCAGAACCCAAGUCUGUUGAAGAGAGUAAAGGACAUGUGACUCAUGAACAUGAAGGAAUAACAAUGUUGGUUCGAAGGAGCAGCAGUCCUGCUGAGCUGGAGCUGAAGGAUGAUUUACAGCAGACACAUGGAAGAUGCAGGGAGAGACAGAAAAGUGAAAGUACUGGUAGUGACACAGUUGUGGGCUACAGCAAUGAAGCAGAGCUACCCGUGAGCCCGUGGCAGGCCUGUGAGGAGGACCCGGACCUGAGCACUCCCACAGAUGCUGUGGCUGACUCUGAUGCCCGCCACUGGUUACAACUGAGUCCUACUGAUGCUUCAAACUUAACAGACAGCAGAGAAUGCCUUGCAGACGACUGUAGCAUUAUUGCUGGAGGAAACCUCACUGGUUGGCACCCAGACUCCGCUGCUGUGUUAUGGCGAAGAGUCUUGGGAAUCCUUGGAGAUGUGAAUAACAUCCAGUCGCCGAAGAUCCAUGCCAAAGUUUUUGGCUAUCUCUAUGAACUGUGGUACAAACUGGCCAAGAUACGAGAUAAUUUAGCAAUAAGCCUGGAUAACCAGUCGUCUCCAUCUCCUCCUCUCUUGAUCCCACCACUCAGAAUGUUUGCAUCAUGGCUAUUUAAGGCUACAACUCUGCCAAAUGAAUACAAAGAAGGCAAACUGCAAGCUUACAAACUGAUCUGUGCCAUGAUGACCAGACGCCAGGAUGUUCUGCCAAACUCUGACUUCCUGGUGCAUUUUUACCUUGUGAUGCACCUGGGAUUAACCAGCGAGGACCAGGAUGUCUUAAACACCAUCAUAAAAAACUGCUCACCCCGCUUUUUCUCCCUGGGUUUGCCUGGCUUCUCAAUGCUGGUGGGGGACUUUAUCACUGCUGCUGCCAGGGUCCUCAGUACAGACAUGUUGGCGGCACCCCGUUCAGAAGCUCUCACUCUCCUUGGUUCCCUUGUCUGCUUCCCAAAUACCUACCAGGAGAUCCCUCUGCUGCAGUCAGUGCCAGAAGUGAGUGAUGUUGUCACGGGAGCUGAAGACGUCAAGCAUUACCUCAUAAAUAUUUUACUGAAGAAUGCUACCGAGGAACCAAAUGAAUGUGCAAGAUGCAUCGCCAUUUGCUCCCUUGGGGUCUGGAUCUGUGAAGAGCUUGCACAGAGUGCCAGCCACCCUCAGGUGAAGGAUGCCAUCAAUGUGAUAGGUGUAACUUUGAAGUUUCCUAACAAGAUCGUGGCUCAGGUAGCCUGUGAUGUUCUUCAGUUGUUGGUUUCCUAUUGGGAAAAGCUUCAGAUGUUUGAAACUGCUCUACCGCGCAAAAUGGCAGAAAUUCUUGUGGCCACAAUUGCAUUCCUUUUACCAAGUGCAGAGUACUCGUCAGUGGAAACAGAUAAAAAGUUUAUUGUGUCCUUGCUCCUUUGUCUCUUGGACUGGUGCAUGGCGCUGCCCGUGAGUGCCCUCCUCCACCCUGUGUCCACAGCAGUUCUAGAGGAGCUGCACCCAUCCCGGGCCCCCUUGCUGGAUUAUAUCUACAGGGUUCUGCACUGCUGUGUCUGUGGCUCGAGCACAUACACACAGCAAAGCCACUAUACUCUGACCUUGGCUGACCUGUCAUCCACGGAUUAUGACCCCUUCCUACCUCUGGCAAAUGUGAGGAACUCCGAGCCAGUCCAGUAUCAUUCAUCAGCAGACCUGGGGAACCUGCUGACCGUGGAAGAGGAAAAGAAGAGAAGAAGUGUGGAAUUGAUCCCCCUCACUGCACGAAUGGUCAUGGCCCACCUAGUGAACCACCUAGGCCACUAUCCACUGAGUGGGGGUCCUGCUGUGCUGCACAGCCUGGUCAGUGAGAACCAUGACAAUGCCCAUGUGGAAGGAACUGAGCUGUCCUCGGAGGUGUUCAGGAGCCCAAACCUGCAGCUCUUCGUAUUUAAUGAUAGCACCCUCAUCUCCUAUCUUCAGACACCAGCAGAAGGACCAGCUGGAGGGACUUCAGGGGGUUCCCUCUCAGAUGUGAGAGUCAUUGUGAGAGAUAUCUCAGGGAAGUACUCUUGGGAUGGCAAGGUUUUAUAUGGACCUCUGGAAGGCCGUUUGGCACCCAGUGGAAGGAAGCCCUCAUUUCAGAUUUCUGGCUGGCAUCAUCACACGUGUGGACCUCAGAAAGAUUUGUUUCACAGUGAGGAAGGAGAUGAUGUGCUUGACAAAUUACUUGAAAACAUUGGCCAUACAAGCCCCGAAUGCCUUUUACCAUCACAACUAAAGCUAAAUGAGCCUUCCCCAACCCCAUGUGCAAUGAACUGGGACCAAGAGAAGGCAAUCAUGGAGGUCAUCUUGCGCCAGAGCGCACAGGAAGAUGAGUAUGUGCAGAGGUAUAACUCGGAUUCUUCAGUAACGGUCACCAGCCAAGGGCAGCCCUCACCCGUGGAGCCCCGGGGACCCUUUUAUUUCUGCAGGUUGUUGCUUGAUGACUUGGGAAUGAAUUCCUGGGACAGAAGGAAGAAUUUUCAUUUGUUGAAGAAAAAUUCAAAAUUAUUGAGAGAGCUAAAGAAUCUGGACUCGCGUCAGUGCCGCGAGACCCAUAAGAUUGCAGUGUUUUACAUUGCUGAAGGGCAAGAAGACAAGUGUUCCAUUCUAGCCAAUGAAAGAGGAAGCCAAGCAUAUGAAGACUUUGUUGCUGGUCUUGGAUGGGAGGUGGAUCUCUCAACCCACUGUGGGUUUAUGGGUGGUCUUCAGCGCAAUGGCAGCACAGGACAGACAGCCCCUUACUAUGCUACCUCGACCGUGGAAGUAAUUUUCCACGUUUCCACUCGGAUGCCAUCAGAUUCAGAUGAUUCGCUCACCAAAAAGCUCCGUCACCUGGGGAAUGAUGAGGUCCACAUCGUCUGGUCUGAACACUCCAGGGACUACCGCAGGGGUAUUAUCCCAACAGCCUUUGGAGACGUUUCCAUCAUUAUUUACCCAAUGAAGAAUCAUAUGUUCUUUAUCACGAUAACGAAGAAGCCUGAGGUUCCAUUCUUUGGGCCUCUGUUCGAUGGAGCUAUCGUGAGUGGGAAGCUGCUGCCAAGCCUUAUCUGUGCCACGUGCAUCAAUGCCAGCAGAGCGGUGAAGUGCCUCAUCCCACUCUAUCAGAGCUUCUACGAAGAGCGAGCUCUGUAUCUGGAAGCAAUAAUUCAAAACCACCGGGAAGUCAUGACAUUUGAGGAUUUCGCUGCUCAAGUCUUUUCUCCCUCUCCCAGCUACUCUCUCAGUGGAACGGAUUAAAAUACAUACUGGUCUCAUUGCGAUGCUUGAGCAAGGGGUCUUGACCUCCAGCCUGAGUAUGGACCCCAAGAAAAUCCUCCAUGUGGAAGAAAGGCACAGAUUUCCCCUGAUUUCUGCAGAACCCUCAAAAUCUAGACUUCGGGAACCUGCCACUGUGCCAGCACAUGUAGCAAGCCUCCCUGUGGUUUGGCCCCCAAGGUCAGAGGCAAUCUAGUUUGUGUGGAACCUUCAAGCAAGGCUGUGUCCCUCUUGUCUUGGAAUCUCACCAACCAAGCCUUGGGUAUCAGAAGAAGAAAAGAAAGUCACCAUCAACCAGGAACAAACCUGUUGUCAUAUGGGCAAUGGAGAAGUCUGAAGUCUCUAGGCAGAAUACAGUAGCAAAAGGUUUGGGGCCCACGGGGAAGGGGCAAAGGGCACUUGUCUGUAUCGACGAAUCAUUUUCCUUUCAUUUAUACUCCCAAGCUUGAUUCCCAAAAGGGCUGACAAAAUAACUGUGUAAUUGUUGGAGGAAUUUCCUCCAUACUGAUUUUGCUAAUCCUCAUGUUAGGAUUUAUAGUUUACUCAAAAUUUCAUCAUUAUGGAAACUGGCUGUCCCCAGAGUCUUCUCCCACAGGAAGUUUCACCUUCACCAUUGAACCUUUUCCACCUGGAGCUGAGGCCCCACUGACUUAAGAUUCUCCUGACAACAUAGAGUUCUUUCAGGUGAUGUUCCCACACAGAGCAAGCAGAGGGCAGGGGGCAGGGGGAGUGACCAUGCAUGAAAAUAUGGGAGUAUCCACAUGAGAGCACUAAGCAGAUGGAUAGCACCCUUGCCCAGCCCUGCCUAGCCCAGCACCACACACAUCAAUACACAUGAUUAGUGCCUGCUCCAGCUCCAGGGCUGACCCAACAUCCCCAUUGUGUCCAGUGCUCCUGAAAGCUCAUCUGCAGUCUUCUUCCUGACUGCUGUUCAGAGUCCAAGACAGGCCUCAGAAACAGUACUUGUCACAUGAGUUUUAGGGUACAGAUUCCAGGCAGUAGAUUUGAUCCUUACACACACACACACACACACACACACACACACACACACACACACACACAUCAAAUUUUAUAUAUUGACUCUAAGAAAGGUGUGUUGUGCCUUUUAGGGAUGGGAAGGAAGGAAGGAGCUAAAUGUGCCCCUUACUGGACAUGACCAUCUUGGACCUUAGAAUCCGGCAACUAAGCAUUCCCAGGGAAGACUUCUGUGUGGUCACACACACACACACACACACCCAUGCUUCUGUCCUGGCGCUGUCUCACAGCUCCAGUUUUGCUUCCCUCCCUGCUCUACUUGAGAGCAAAACAGAAAAUGCAGCAGAGACCUUCCUGUGCUGCAUGGUCCUGCUAUAUGACGCCAUUCCCAGUGCACAUAUCUAGAUGAGCCCUUCACUCAAAGCAGGAAAGCAGCCAUAGAGGAUAGACUCAAGGGGCUCAGGCAUGGGAGAGUGUCCUGGCUGUGGCCACCUCUCUACCUUCCUCUGCCUUCUGAUCUCACACCUAGCCUGCUUUCACUUCUCUCAGCCUGCUUACCCACCUCAUCAGUGUCCAUUCCCAGAGAAGCCAGCCUUUUAUAUCUACUACAGAACUGAUUUGGCUGCUACUAACCUUGGAAGAAAAAAGAAUGGAGCCAGAAGCCAUAUUCAGUCUUGUAUAGUGAGUAAGAAUUCUGAGAGUGUUCUAGGAACACCUUCCCACUGCAGGGAGACCCCGUCCUCCUGCUGUGAAGGGAAUACAGCAGCCUCUCAUGCCAGGCCCACAGACAGAAGCACCAAGGUCAGAGAGGGCAGGGCAUUGCAAAGCAGAAAAGGGGCCCUGUGUGCUGUCUUCUUGGGGACCAGGAUGUUCACUUAUUGGAGGUUGAUGGUGAUAGAAAGGAAAUAGGCUGUCAUGACAUUUCCCAUUGUGUCAGUGAAACCUUGAUUCUUCUCUCUCUCUCUCUCUCUCUCUCUCUCUCUCUCUCUCUCUCUCUCUGUGUGUGUGGCCAGUAUUGCUCAGACUUCUAUUAUUGAUCUGUUACUUUGGUGUUUACAAAGUACCCAGACUUGGCUCCUGCAGAAAGCGCUUCCCAAGUCCUGGCACUAAAGGCCCCUGCAGCACUGGUCAUAAAGUCCCUUCUGCGGGAACACUUCUCUUCAGCCCCAUAAACCCCUGUGGUGAAAUUCCUGCCAUUUUGCAAGUCUUUCAUUUUCCUCUUUUUCAGUCGUAACAGAACCCAGGGCCACAACCCAGGUCCCAGAGGUCCUGUUUAACUCACAGAUGUCUCUUCAUAAUUUCAUUUGCUUCCACAAGCCCUCAGACUUGGAGUGAGAAAUUCAAUUGGAGGUAGCAAAUAAUUUGAACUUCUUGUAACCUAAUGAUUUUACCAACCCCACACCCAGGUUGACAGCAGCAGUUUAUGCCUGUUUAUGUUUUACUUAUUUAUUUAGUCCAUGGGUCUUGGGUUGGUAAUAACUCUGGUUAGAGACCUAAGAGCUGGAGACUGGGGACUCUGGCAGCCAUGUUUGAUUGCAUCCAGCAGCUCUUGUUAUUUAGGGUAGAAAAUUGAAAUGAUCAAGUUUGGUGUUUCCUUUUGUCAGUUAGAAAAGCAAAUAUUGUGUUUUCAUAAUAAAUGUCUUUUAGCAAAAUGGCUAAGGGUCACUCAUCUGGUGAGACCCAAGAGCCACUUGUCACAUUAGUAUUAGUAGGUCAGCCAUCUGUGAUAAAGGUGUCCCUAAUUACCACAAAGUGUGGUAAGACUCUCUGGGUUCCUGCAGGGCCUGGCCAGUACCCACCCUUCUCUACAUGCUGACUUCCUGAUAUCCAUAAAGAGGGAAACUGAUGUUUAUAGUCUUGUUGAUUAGACUUUCAUGCUGUAAAAAUAAAAAUAAAAAAGUAACCCCACAAAACUUGGAUGUUUUAAAAUAUCCAGACCUUCAGCAGACUGAAGAAAAGAAAUGUAGCCUGGUGAGUGACUCCCAGAGUCCUCAGCAGCCACGCUGGCAGGUCUUGAGAGCCGCAGGAAUGGACUCUGACUCUGCCAUAUGCUGUUUAGUAGGACCCUUAGCCUUAUUAGGAGAUCACAGAGCUCCCGAGAGCCAUGCAAACCCUGUCUUCCUGACUGUCCUCAGGUGUCCCUUCCUUUUCUCCACUGACCUGUGGUGGAGGUUUGAUGAACCCGCUAAACCUUCCUGUGUGUCUUACAUGUAGCUGUACCACUCCAUACUUACCGAAGGGGAUGUCACAUCUAAGGGAAGCUCGCCCAGAGACACCCAUGCUUGUAUUUGUACUCAGUUCUAUGUAUAUGACGUACGCCGUAAGCAGACAUUUCCUUAGUUUCAGGUCUACAAUAUUUAGUAUGUGUAAAUAGGGGGACAUUUGAUAGAGAUGAUAAAUUAAGUUAUAGCAUGUCAUUUGAUUGUUCUGAGGUCUCUUGUUAUUUAACUUCCCAGUGCUGCACAACUAAGUUGUUCUGAGGGGCGUGGUUGGGUGAACCUCCAAACCUUGCCCCCCUUGUCAGGAGUGUACAUGUGCACUAGGGACACACUCCAUAAAGGCAGCCAUGCUGGGAAAACACUUAGCUCCAUAAUGGUGCCACUCAACUCCAGCUUGCUCUUUUUUGUUCUGAUUGACCGUGAUGAGUUGAGGGGUGAGAAACACGGCACCUAGGUGCUACAUGUUUCUGACAUUCUCAUAGUCUGUAGAAAAUAAAAGUUUAUCACACCAUCUAAUAAAAAUACCGAUUUGAUUUUUUUUUCUUGAACAAAGCUAUUCAAAAGCAUUCUGUAAACCAAAGCCAACAGAAGUGUCCAAUAUGGUAGUUGAUCCCAUUCAGAGAGCUUACAUGUGCUCCUGUAGAAUUCCUUCCUGGUUCAUAGUAUGGAAUGCUAACAUCCAGCUGCCAGAGGACCUGCAGCCUCUGAUGGUCACAACCUUCUCUGCAUAUGUGGUUCCUCAAAACACCCUGUCCUCCAUCUGUCUUCUUACCUACUUAGACUCAUCCAGUCUUUAAAUAAGGCAUGAGAAGGCCAGGAUGGUCUGUUUCUACAACUGGUGUAUAGCCUCACAAGGACCUUUGCCCCCUGCUCUGUCUUUUCUAGGCAGCCUCCUGUACUAGCUAGAGUCCCUGCCCUAAGGAGUAAAGAGUAUUUGAGGACUUUGUAAAAAUUACAUAUUUUGCAACAUGUAAUUUGGAGUACUUCUAUUGUGGCUGAAGUCAGGUAUUGAUAUUUCCUCCCUCGGGACUUCAGCAAUCACACUGCAUCCUAUCCCAUGGUCUCUGAGACCACUCCAUGGUCCAGACAGUAGUGAAUUCUCAGAAUGCUGAAUAACCAAGUUUGUAAACAAGUUUGUUCACUUGUUUCUGUAGCCAAUGCUUGCUGAGUACCCAUUACUUACAGAACAUGUUGGUGUCCUGGGGUGUCAAGUGCAAAGCAGAACCUGAAUUGACCUGAAUUCUUUUUAACUUAACUGAUAAUCAAGAGCUCACGUAGAUAGUCCCUUCUAGGAACAACACAAGUUCUGCGAACCAGAAGCAGUACUUCUCUGCCUUCUGAAUCAUUUAGGCUCCACUAAGGAUUCAGACUCCUGCCUCACUUCCUCCCAGAAUAGAACUAAAGCAUCUGCAUCCCUCAAGCUACCCAGAAGGUGAUGGAUGCCCAAGGAUCAUUUGGGGAGCCAGAGGAGCCCCAUUGAUGGUACUGAAGGCAGUCUGAAUGUGUCUGUGGAGAUGGGUGGCCACCGCUCUACACCUGCUCCUUGGAGCUGAGUUCCUCCCUCUUGCUAACCUUUCAGCUUGGCAGAUGGCCUUCCAGAAUUCACAGGGAGUGUUCCUCUGGGGUCAUAUUGGGAUGCCUUUCAGAUAUGGAAAUGAACACUUGAAACAUAAAGGCUGUUGUCACUAUUGUC
Molecule: messenger RNA, 10855 nt
Organism: Mus caroli (Ryukyu mouse)
Lineage: Eukaryota; Metazoa; Chordata; Mammalia; Rodentia; Muridae
Gene: Ralgapa2
Product: Ral GTPase activating protein catalytic subunit alpha 2
Biological process (GO): positive regulation of GTPase activity; regulation of small GTPase mediated signal transduction
Cellular component (GO): nucleus; cytoplasm
Molecular function (GO): GTPase activator activity
Source: RefSeq, a predicted model, not a curated record